Messenger RNA from Doryrhamphus excisus (bluestripe pipefish), 1523 nucleotides. Its product is annotated as RNA-binding protein 38-like. Gene Ontology annotation, molecular function: RNA binding. NCBI's taxonomy places the organism in Eukaryota, Metazoa, Chordata, Actinopteri, Syngnathiformes, Syngnathidae. The record is from RefSeq and is a predicted model, not a curated record.
UAUGGGGUUCCAUAGGUGGAGCAAGGAGGCGUUAGCAUGGACGAGACGCACGGCUCGUCUAUUGGACAGCAAGUGCACAAGGAUACGCCUCACCGCCUCGCUAAGCUUCAAUAUUUUGUCUUUUUUGGACGGAACUGGAGAACAGGAGAACCACUCUAACACACACUAUCCCUUUUACCAUGCUAGCCGUUUAGCCAUGGCGACUUUACUGUAGCGUCUAGGUGUCGACUUGUGUUCCUUUCCUUCUUUAUUUGGAUUUUAAAUUUGUCUUUCUUUUUUUCUCUUCAUUUAUUCCACACCAAAUGACAUCGCCUCUAUUUUUUAGUCCGCUGCUCGGGGUUCCUUUAGAAAUAAUGGAGCCCAACACUGCGGAGAAAGACACAACUUACACUAAGAUAUUCGUCGGAGGUUUACCUUAUCACACCGACGACACGGCACUUCGGAAAUAUUUCCAGACUUUCGGGGACAUCGACGAAGCGGUCGUGAUUACGGAUAAACACACCGGCAAGUCCAGGGGAUACGGCUUUGUGACCAUGGUGGACAGAGUGGCCGCAGAGCAGGCGUGCAAGGAUGCAAACCCAAUUAUCGAUGGCAGAAAGGCCAAUGUCAACCUGGCGUACUUGGGAGCCAAACCACGCAGUUCGCAGACAAGUCUCUCUGCUAGGGUUCAGCAAGUCCGCCCUGCAUGGGCUCAAAGGCACUACGGGCUUGGUCAUCCUUACAUCUACCCGCAAGCGUUCCUCCAACCCAACCUGGUGCUCCCCACCCCUUACCUGGACUACGGCUCCGCCUACAGCCACUUCACUCCCUCAGGACUGGAGCAGUACCCGUACAGUCCAUCACCGGGAUACCUCAGCUACAGCUUGUCACCCGGAACGCCGACGCCCACUCUCACCGCAUCACCAACCCCGCCGGCGAACACCCACCCUCCUCUGGCCGCACUCUCUGCGGUUCCUGUGCCCCCGCAGGCCCUGGUCCCUUACGCCGUGCCACAGCUCCACCGUGCACAGUAAUGGGCCGAUAACAAUGUGACUGUGACAUCAUCAGUAUGAGACCGGACAAGAGGUGGAUGCUGUAAUCAAAAAGGGCUGAUAGAAAGUACUCCUGACUUUUUUUUGUAUAUUUUGAUGUAAGAAUUAAUACAAAUGUUAUUACUACUGUUUCUUCAUACAACCUGAAUGUUCUUCUAAGUCAAAGAAAGGCUGGAGUGAAUGAGCCCAGAGACUGUCGAUCACAUGACUCAUGGACAGCAAAUUAGGAAAAACAUUUUUCUUAGAUUAUGUGCUGCAAGGUUUAGAGACAUUUCCCUUUCCGCCAAUGCAGUUCUUAUUACCUCCUCUUUAAAGAUUAUCUUUCUAGUCAAUCAAUAAAAUCGUCAAUAUAAAUAUUGUUACAUUUGGAGCAGGAAAGUUGUUGACAUUUGGCAUCCCUUGUUUAUGUGGAACCCCGUUUGUUGUCUCAAACAAAGCCAUACGUUACCUUUAAUACAAAUAUGCAAAAAUAAAAGCAAUGUUUCCUAUUAA